Molecule: messenger RNA, 2472 nt
Organism: Gracilinanus agilis (Agile Gracile Mouse Opossum)
Lineage: Eukaryota; Metazoa; Chordata; Mammalia; Didelphimorphia; Didelphidae
Gene: TRPC1
Product: transient receptor potential cation channel subfamily C member 1
Exons: 13
Coding region: 115-2472 (785 amino acids)
Biological process (GO): manganese ion transport; regulation of cytosolic calcium ion concentration; calcium ion transmembrane transport
Cellular component (GO): membrane; cation channel complex
Molecular function (GO): inositol 1,4,5 trisphosphate binding; protein binding; store-operated calcium channel activity
Source: RefSeq, a predicted model, not a curated record
UCGGAGGAAGCCCCCACUCCGUCCCCGUCCCCCUCCCCGUCCCCGUCCCCGUCCUCGUCCCGGUCCCCAUCCCCUUCCCCACCCCCUGGAGCCCCCCCUUCAUGGGCCGCCAUCAUGGCGGCUCUGUACCAGAGCUCGGACCUCUCGGGCUCUUCGGCGUCCUCCUCCCCGACCAGGCUCCUGGCGCUGAAGGAUGUACGGGAGGUGAAGGAGGACACCACGUUGGACGAGAAACUCUUCCUGCUGGCCUGCGACAAGGGUGACUAUUAUAUGGUUAAAAAGCUCUUGGAAGAAAACAGUGCAGGUGACAUGAACAUAAAUUGCGUGGAUGUGCUUGGGAGGAAUGCCGUUACUAUAACUAUUGAAAAUGAAAACUUGGAUAUUCUACAGCUUCUUUUGGACUACGGUUGUCAGUCCACAGAUGCACUUUUGGUGGCUAUCGACUCUGAAGUAGUGGGAGCUGUUGAUAUACUACUUAAUCAUCGACCAAAACGAUCAUCAAGACCAACUAUAGUAAAACUAAUGGAGCGAAUUCAGAACCCUGAGUAUUCAACAACUAUGGAUGUUGCUCCAGUCAUUUUAGCUGCUCAUCGCAACAACUAUGAAAUUCUUACAAUGCUUUUAAAACAGGAUGUAUCUCUACCCAAACCUCAUGCAGUGGGUUGUGAAUGUACACUGUGCUCUGCAAAAAACAAGAAGGACAGUCUAAGACAUUCCAGGUUUCGACUUGAUAUCUAUCGUUGCUUAGCCAGUCCAGCUCUAAUCAUGUUAACUGAAGAAGAUCCAAUUCUAAGAGCAUUUGAGCUUAGUGCAGACUUAAAAGAGCUCAGUCUUGUAGAGGUGGAAUUCAGGAAUGAUUAUGAAGAACUAGCUCAGCAGUGUAAAAUGUUUGCCAAAGAUUUGCUUGCACAGGCACGGAAUUCACGUGAGCUGGAAGUCAUCCUAAACCAUACAUCUAGUGAUGAACCUUUGGAUAAACGGGGAUUGCUGGAAGAAAGAAUGAAUUUAAGCCGUCUAAAACUUGCUAUUAAAUAUAACCAAAAGGAGUUUGUCUCUCAAUCUAACUGUCAGCAGUUCCUCAAUACAGUUUGGUUUGGACAGAUGGCAGGUUACCGGCGUAAACACACCUGUAAGAAGAUAUUGACAGUUCUGACAGUCGGCAUCUUUUGGCCAGUUCUAUCACUCUGUUAUUUGAUAGCUCCCAAAUCUCAAGUUGGUCGAAUAAUCCACACUCCUUUUAUGAAGUUUAUUAUUCACGGAGCUUCAUAUUUUACAUUCUUGUUGUUGCUUAACUUAUACUCUUUGGUCUACAAUGAGGAUAAGAAAAAUACCAUGGGGCCAGCCCUUGAAAGGAUAGACUAUCUUCUUAUUAUAUGGCUUAUUGGAAUGGUGUGGUCAGAUGUUAAAAGACUCUGGUAUGAUGGAUUGGAAGACUUUUUAGAAGAAUCUCGUAAUCAACUCAGUUUUGUCAUGAAUUCCCUUUAUUUGGCAACCUUUGCCCUCAAAGUUGUUGCUCAUAACAAGUUUCAUGAUUCAGCUGACCGAAAGGAUUGGGACGCAUUUCAUCCUACAUUAGUAGCAGAAGGUCUUUUUGCCUUUGCUAAUGUUCUGAGUUACCUCCGCCUCUUUUUUAUGUAUACCACAAGCUCCAUCUUGGGACCAUUACAGAUUUCAAUGGGACAAAUGUUGCAAGACUUUGGAAAAUUUCUUGGGAUGUUCCUUCUUGUCUUGUUUUCCUUCACAAUUGGACUGACUCAACUAUAUGACAAAGGCUAUAUAGGUCCUCAAGAACCGAAGGACUGUGCAGGAAUCUUCUGUGAACAGCAAAGCAAUGACACAUUCCAUUCGUUCAUUGGCACUUGCUUUGCUUUGUUCUGGUAUAUUUUUUCUUUAGCACAUGUAGCAAUCUUUGUUACAAGAUUUAGCUACGGUGAAGAAUUGCAGUCUUUUGUUGGAGCUGUUAUUGUUGGUACUUACAAUGUUGUGGUUGUUAUCGUUCUUACCAAAUUGUUAGUGGCCAUGCUUCACAAAAGCUUUCAGUUGAUAGCAAAUCAUGAGGACAAAGAAUGGAAAUUUGCCCGUGCUAAGUUGUGGCUUAGCUACUUUGAUGACAAAUGUACACUACCUCCACCUUUCAAUAUCAUUCCUUCUCCCAAAACCAUUUGCUAUCUACUAAGUAGCCUUAGUAAGUGGAUUUGCUCUCAUACAUCAAAGGGCAAGGUCAAACGGCAAAACAGUUUAAAGGAAUGGAGAAACCUGAAACAAAAAAGAGAUGAAAACUACCAAAAAGUGAUGUGUUGCUUAGUCCACCGUUACUUAACAUCCAUGAGACAGAAGAUGCAAAGCACAGAUCAAGCAACUGUAGAAAAUCUCAAUGAACUUCGCCAAGAUCUAUCAAAAUUCCGAAAUGAAAUAAGGGACUUACUUGGCUUUCGGACUUCUAAAUAUGCAAUGUUUUACCCAAGAAAUUAA